This is a messenger RNA of Wasmannia auropunctata (little fire ant), 845 nucleotides long. Its product is annotated as neurofilament medium polypeptide-like. The record is from RefSeq and is a predicted model, not a curated record. The transcript is spliced from 2 exons. The annotation marks the transcript as partial. NCBI's taxonomy places the organism in Eukaryota, Metazoa, Arthropoda, Insecta, Hymenoptera, Formicidae.
AAUGUGAAAAAUACCACAACUAUUGGAAAAAUUUCUCCUUCUCCGAUAUUUAUAUUCUGCCUUCACCAUCACUUUCUCCAUUAUCUGCACCAAGAUCAAUACCUCCACAAGCAUUAUCUCCACAAGUACCAUCUUCACAAAUAUUGUCUUCACAAUUACUAUCUUCACAAAUACUGUCUCCACAAGUACUAUCUCCACGAGUAGCGUCUCCACAAGCACUGUCUCCACGAGCACCGUCUCCACAAGCACAGUCUCCACAAGCACCGUCUCCACGAGCACCGUCUCCACAAGUACCAUCUCCACAAGCAGUUUUGUCUCCAUCAAGUAUAUGGUCUACAAGUGAUUUGGAAUCAGCGUUUAGCGGUGACAGUGCAUCUGGAUUCUCGAUUGAGGAUGAUAAUAAAGAAAAUUCGCCCAGUAGUCUUAAUGUAGAAGAAUAUUCUGCAUUAACAUCCAAGAAUAUACUGAAAACGAUGCAGAAGGUAUCCUCAUCAACAAAAAAAGUUUGUCCUGAGCCUGAUAAUUUUGCUAAACGAAGAAAGAAAAAUGAUGAUUUGCUUAUGCAAGCCAUGACCAAACAAUCAACAGCGCUGACUUCUUUUGCUACAAAAUUAGGUAACUCUUUGGUGAAGUCAAGUCCAUGUAGUUCUACUCUUUCCUCAGCAUCAUCUGAGAAUGAUCCAGUCUUGGCUGCUAUUGGAUAUGCUCUUAAGUCUGUACCUGAAGAAAAGCGUCUUGAGUGUAUGAUAGAGAUACUUCAAGUUAUAAAAUUAAAAUAUAUUCAGUAAUAGCAAAUUUUUAAGUACAUAACAUAAGCGUUUCUCAUUAAUAAUAUAUAAAAUCUU